Molecule: messenger RNA, 2261 nt
Organism: Thunnus maccoyii (southern bluefin tuna)
Lineage: Eukaryota; Metazoa; Chordata; Actinopteri; Scombriformes; Scombridae
Gene: ndel1a
Product: nudE neurodevelopment protein 1-like 1a
Exons: 9
Coding region: 96-1133 (345 amino acids)
Biological process (GO): chromosome segregation; microtubule nucleation; cell migration
Cellular component (GO): kinetochore; kinesin complex; centrosome
Molecular function (GO): microtubule binding
Source: RefSeq, a predicted model, not a curated record
CAGAGGAGGAGACGCUCGGCCGCAGCAGCUCACAUCAGCGGGCUUAAUGCACUGAUAAACAUCUCUGUACGGGGCGAUGUUCAGAUUUGUUUGCAAUGGAAACGGAUAUGAUACCAAAAUUCUCCUCAAAAGACGAGGAAAUUGACUUCUGGAAGGCUCUUUCCCUCAAGUACAAAACAAGCUGCCAGGAGGCUCAAGAGGAGCUGCUGGAGUUCCAGGAGGGAAGCAGAGAGCUGGAGGCUGAGCUGGAAGCACAGCUGGGCCAGGCUGAGCAUCGUAUGAAGGACCUGCAGUCUGAGAACCAAAGACUCAAGAAUGAUGUCGAAACACUCAAGGAGAAGCUGGAGCAGCAAUAUUCUCAGAGCUACAAGCAGAUCUCCAUGCUGGAGGACGACCUUGGCCAAACACGCAGCAUCAAGGAGCAGCUCCACAAAUAUGUCCGAGAGCUUGAACAGUCCAAUGACGACUUAGAAAGAGCCAAAAGAGCUACUAUCGUGUCUCUGGAGAACUUCGAGCAGCGUCUGAACCAGGCCAUCGAGAGGAAUGCUUUCCUGGAAAGUGAGCUGGAUGAGAAGGAGUCGCUUCUGGUCUCUGUACAAAGAUUAAAGGAUGAAGCCAGAGACUUGCGGCAGGAGCUCGCUGUCCGUGAAAGACAGUCAGAUGUAUCCAGGAUGUCUGCUCCAAGUUCGCCCACACAGGACAAUGAGAAGAUGGACACUGCGGUACAGGCCUCUCUCUCUCUCCCUGCUACCCCACUGAGUAAAGGUCUGGACAACGCCUUUGCCAACCCAACAGUGCUUUCAAAUGGCUACAGCAGCAACUCACCAUUAACUCCCUCGGCAAGAAUAUCAGCCCUCAACAUCGUCAGUGAUUUACUCCGGAAAGUUGGGGCUCUGGAGUCCAAGCUCGCUGCUUGCAGGAACUUUGCCAAGGACCAGAAGGCUAGGAAGGCGUACGCUCUUGAGAACAGCAACAUCCUCAACGCAAACACAGCCAACUACUCGCAGUCACUCCAUACAUCAUAUUUUGACAAAGCCAGCAGGACAGUGAACGGACUGGAAACUGGUACCCUGACAGCCAUCACCGCCCCUCCUGCUGCCUCCUCCCCUGGCUUAGUGCCCCUCACUGUGUGACGGUAACUCCCCCCUCCGCCCCCCUUUUACCCAACACAUCCAUCCUGCAACAGAAACUCACAUCUACUGUAAUAAAAGGAGGCCCAGACAACGAUGCAACACAAAUGACUAAUACUGUAAAACGUUGAUGUACUGUUACCUUCUCUCACUCUCUCUGUGUCUGUUGCUCUGACUCAACACUUGUGCUUCGUUCCUGCUGUAAUUAUGUGUCCAUGUCUGUAUAUUUUAUGUGUUACUGUAUAUGCUGUUUGUUCACCGGCUUGUAUAAAGAUGACACAGCCGUCUCUACUCUGACACACGCUUUAAGAUUCCCUCAGGAUCUCCCUUGAUUUGUGAAAUAAUUACUGAGUGCACCAUAUCAUCUUAAAAUGGAAAUGAUAUGCAAUUUAAAUUUUUUUUUUUGUUGUUGUUGGAAUUUUUGAGCACACAGUUAACAAUUUAAACAGCUUUUUUCACUCCUUCUACAGCAAUAACUUCAAUUAAAGUAACAGUUAAGUGCACUCACAUCCACCUCAAAGCCCAUGAAUGGGGGGGAAAAAAGGUUUUAAUGGGUUGGCACAUGUGCAAAUGUCCUGAAUAAUUGUGUGCCACAUGGUCUAUGUCACCAUCAAUUAUUGAUGUUUUAAAAAUGUCCACCAUAUGAGCCUCACAGGCUAAUGUUUUAAAUAUAAUAACUGAUGUUUAGGUGAGGACUCAAGUGAUUUUCCUGUUAACAUGUGAGGGAGUCUCUGUGUCAUUGUAGUGAGUCUAACAGACCAUCUGUCUUCUGAACUAUGUGACAUGAUAUGUACAGUAUUGGUCAUAUUGAUCGUUAUUUAUUGGCAGCAGAAUUAAUUACAGCUGUCGUAGUGUUCAGACCAGUUAACCAGCAUUCUUGGAUUCUGUAGUCGAAAUGUUUUAUCCUGCUGAAGCCGGCGUUUUUUCCAAGUUAACACAAAACAAAAAAACAUUUUUAGUACUGUACACUUUUCAGUAAGCACUUUGAUCCAGGGUGUGAACUUAAUCUGUUUUUUUUUUCAUUUUUAUUCAAGUGCAAUAUUGCCUGUUUGUUAUUGUUCGUAGGUUUGAUUUAUGUCAGAUUUCUUUUAUGGCAUGUUUUAAUAAAAUAUAUAAUUAUUCUCCAUCUAU